Molecule: messenger RNA, 2295 nt
Organism: Frankliniella occidentalis (western flower thrips)
Lineage: Eukaryota; Metazoa; Arthropoda; Insecta; Thysanoptera; Thripidae
Gene: PIG-T
Product: GPI transamidase component PIG-T
Exons: 10
Coding region: 55-1905 (616 amino acids)
Biological process (GO): attachment of GPI anchor to protein
Cellular component (GO): GPI-anchor transamidase complex
Source: RefSeq, a predicted model, not a curated record
CACAAGUUCGAUGCAGUCAGUGCAGACCGCACCCGUCCUGUCACCGGCGACACAAUGAUUGUUUGGGUGUUAUUUUGUCUAUUUUUAUCGUGUGUCUCGGGUUUGGGCCAGUCGCAGUUAUACGGUGAUGAAUUCCACGAGGAGUUACUGCUAAAACAGUUGCCCAGUGGCCAUGUCUACUCCUAUUUCCAAUUCACAACUCUGUGGGAAAAUGGUGGUGAUGAGCCCAAUCAUCACUGCCACCUCUUUCCUCAAUCAUUGUCUGAAGUCUUACAUUUAUACGAUGUAGAUGAGAUGCACCUUAGUUUGACAGGCGGCCUGUGGCGACAUGAAAAUUGGGGAUAUCCUGUUGUUAGUGCCCCUCCUGGAGCAGAGCUUUGGGCUUGGUUCAAGGAAGGAACUGAAGAUGUGGACAAAAAAUGGACACUUCUCAGUAAUGCCCUUUCUGGAUUAUUUUGUGCGUCCCUAAACUUUAUCAAUCCCCAGCAAAGUUUAAACCCUAAGUAUAGCUUUACUCCAUUGGGUGCAUAUGCCUCAGCUUCUCAGAACAGAUCUCUUCUACGUUAUUCAACUUUACCCAGGGAAAUUGUUUGCACAGAGAAUUUGACUCCAUUCAAAAAGUUACUGCCUUGUGAUUCUAAGAAGGGAUUGUCAUCUCUUCUAAAUGCAGGAAAUAUUCAUAAUGCUAACUAUCACUCACUAGGUAUCCAUGUAAGACCUCAAUGCAAGGAUGUACACUGUCUUCAGACUGUUCUUGAAUUGAAACAGACUGUCUCUUUAGUGUAUGAUUUAAUUAUACUUGGUCCUGAAAGUCGAGAUUGGUCUUUUAGAAAGUUGUUUGGUGUUGGCCUUGCUGGCUCGUGUCCACUGGCAACCACUAGCAAAAUAUAUGUUGACACUAGCUCCAAUGGGACCUCAUCUGUUUAUACCUUGACUCCUGAUCCUACUGAGUUUAUAAGUAGUACUCGAGGUGGUUACAACACUUUGUUUGCUGUUUAUGAUAUCAAGAAAACAAAUAUUAUUACUAUGUUCAGCAUAUCAAGUACUCACAAAGGACCUCGGGUGCAAUCCCUUAAUAGUCCACCUGUUUUGCAUGCCACCAGAUAUAUUGUUGGAUAUGGUCAAGAGCAUGGUGGUAUUGUCACAAAGGUGCACAAUAAUCACUGGAAAGAUAUGGACAUUAUACUUUUUGAAAAUAUUCCCUGGUUUCUUCCUAUUUAUUAUCACACCUUAAAAGUCACAGCUAAUGGAGGAAAGCAAGUACUUACCCCUUAUAAAAAGCACUACAUACCAGGGCGGGAUCGUAGUAGACCAUAUGCCCUGGAGCUUGUAGUUACUCUCCCACCUCGCUCUGUAACAGAAAUUUAUGUGGAGUUUGACUACAGCUUCUUGAAAUGGCAGGAGUACCCUCCUGAUGCAAAUCACGGUUUCUAUGUGGGUGCUGCUGUGAUUACUUCUAUCCUCCCUCACACCAAAAACUACACUGGUAUUCCCAUUGAUGGAUCGACAUUUUCAUCAAGUAUUAAUGCUUCACGGGACUCAUAUCCAGUGACUCUUCACACUGAAAUUUUACUGGUUACGCUUCCUACUCCUGAUUUCAGUAUGCCAUACAAUGUGAUUUGCUUAGCAUGUACUGUUGUUGCCCUUGCUUUUGGACCUUUACACAAUCACACAACAAAGAGGUUGCAAAUGUUGGAUCCAUCAGAAGAGACAAAAGGUCUAUUAACCACUUUACGAAUGAGGCUUAAGUCUUUCUUAUGCAAAAGCUCUGAAAAGAAAGAAGAAACCCCUGUAGAAACCAAAAGCAGCAAAUCAAAAACUAAAGAAUCACCCCAAGAAGAGAAACUUUGUGAGAGUAAACCAAUCAUCCGUAAAAAAGUAAAAGCCUCAAAGUCAAGCUCAUAAUAAUUUUUUUCUCAUUUUUAUAACAUUUUUUUAAACUAUGAAAUUAAAAGUUGUAACUGUUAAUGGAUAAGCAAGAUACUGUGAUGACCAGUUAAUGGUGAUGUAUUUGUUAUGUAGCUUGCUAUUUUAUGGAUUCAGUAUUAGUAUAUAUUUACCUUUGUACAAAAUUAUAGACAAUGUGAUUGUAGGAUGUUAUAAUUGUUCAUAGACCUAAUACUGCAUGUAUGCUGCCAUUUCUGUUUUCCAUUCUUCAUCUAGUCACAUUCCUUGCAAGGAUGGUGAAUUUUGUAGAAGACUAGAAAAAGUCGCUUAUAUUGUAUUGGCUGUCUGUUAGACAACCUUUGGUAUGUAACUUGACCAGUAGCAAUAAAAGUAUUGGACUGAACUGUA